Molecule: messenger RNA, 2290 nt
Organism: Calypte anna (Anna's hummingbird)
Lineage: Eukaryota; Metazoa; Chordata; Aves; Apodiformes; Trochilidae
Gene: CNPPD1
Product: cyclin Pas1/PHO80 domain containing 1
Exons: 8
Coding region: 128-1441 (437 amino acids)
Biological process (GO): regulation of cyclin-dependent protein serine/threonine kinase activity
Cellular component (GO): nucleus; cyclin-dependent protein kinase holoenzyme complex
Molecular function (GO): protein kinase binding; cyclin-dependent protein serine/threonine kinase regulator activity
Source: RefSeq, a predicted model, not a curated record
GGAAGCGGAAGGCGGGAGGGUGGCAGGGCGGCAGGGCGCGGCCUAGUGGGGGGCUGUGGCGCCGUCACCCAGGUCACCCAUCACGGCCUCUGCCUCGGCGCGGCCCGGCACCCCGGGGACGGGCGGGAUGGAGCUGGACGGACUGCUGCUGGACGAGGAGGGCACAUUCUCCCUCAGCGGCUUCCAGGAGUUCACGUUUCUGCCCAGGCACCAGCAACUGACCGAGAGAGUGCGGAAGAGGCUCUAUUAUGGUUGGGACAAAGACUGCAGCCUGGAUAAUCUCUCCAGCCCCGUGGCAGAUAUUGCUGUGGAGUUGCUGCAGAAGGUGGCUCCCAGCCCUAUCCGCAGACUCCAGAAGAAAUAUGUGUCUCAUGUAUCACGGGAAGCUUGCAUCUCACCCUGCUCCAUGAUGCUGGCACUGGUUUACAUUGAGAGACUACGGCACCGCAACCCUGAAUACCUCCAGCAGAUCUCAUCUUCAGACCUCUUUCUCAUCUCCAUGAUGGUUGCUAGUAAGUACCUGUAUGAUGAAGGUGAGGAGGAGGAAGUGUUCAAUGAUGAGUGGGGAGCAGCAGGCAAGGUGGACGUCCAGACCAUGAACACACUGGAGAUGAACUUUCUGAGUGCCAUUGACUGGAGUCUUUACACAGACCCCCGGGAGCUGUUUGAAGUGCUGAGCUGGCUGGAAGGACGUGUGGCAGAAAAGCAGGGCAUGUGGCGUGGCUGGUUCACUUACACGGAUCUGUGUGUCCUCAUGGAGCAGUCCAUGUGGCAGCAUGUGCUGGGCCAGUUCUACCAACAAGUGGUGAAGCUGGCUUGCCUCCUGGGAGUGGUGUACCUGACUGGCUUCACUGCUCUCUUUGCCUCUGUCACUGUCGUGCACCGGUCUGUGUGCCUGAGGAGUGCCAGCCCGGCCUCCCCGCAGCCUGCGCUGUUCCCCGAGGAGGGCAGCUGCCAGAUGGAUGCCCAGCAGCAGCCAGCUCCUGACCAGCCCCAGCCUGAGCUGCCUGACAUAUCUCCAGCCAGCAGCACCCAUUGCCUGGGGGAGAACAAGACAACCGAGGAGCCGCGUUACGGGGGUGUCACGGCGACUGCACUCUACCUGUGGGGCAGCGUGAUGACAGCUCUGUCUUGCCCAAAGGCACCUGACCUAGCCCAACACAGGCCCCUGCAAGGCCCCUUCCGAAGAGUACCCAGCUCCUGUGAGAGAUCCAACCGUACUGCCCCUGCCACAACCCUCAGCCAGCCUGGCCCCCUCGGACUCGCCAUGCUCUCGGUUCCCCCAGCACUCCACUGCUGUGCCUGCUCAGCUGGUGCCGGCCCCACAUGGGAUGGAGGCCCCAACCGCCAGGACUGGCUGGACCCCCUGGGGCUGAGGCAGUGUUCCUUGCAUACUGCCAUGGAUCUCAGCAGAAUCAAGAGCUUCAUUUUUCCAAGCUAGGAGCGUGGGGCAGCAGCCCCUUUUGCCUUCCCUCCUACUGUGGCGCAACUCACUUCCCUGCACUCCUCGGGGCUGCAUGAAGCUGGGGGCCUUUUUGUUAUUUCCAAACCAGCACUUGUGUCCCCCCAACCCAGGGCAGGGGUGUCUUUCACUUUGGUGGCUACUGGGACAAGUUGGGACAGAGUUGGCUUACUGUUGGGAUGCUGGGUUCAGAAUGUACUAGCUGGAGGGUAAGAAUGGGGUGCUAGGGUGAGGUGUACCUCUGUAGCUAGUGGGUGGCCCUUUGUGGUGCUGAGCAGAGGUGUGUGGGAUGUUGGAUGCUGGGGCUGUGUGUGCAGGGUGGAGGGGCUGGGGCAGUGACCCCAGUGGGCUAGUGGGGGACUCUGGGAGGAGGUGGGAUGCCUGAGUGAGGCGAGAGGUGGUAGAAGGAGGAGGGAGUAGGUAACCUGAGCUGACUGGCUGGAAAAGCAAUUUUAUUUGGGGGCUGUUGGGCCACUUUUCAUGAGGUGCAAGGGUCACACCAAGAGGGGACUUCACUGUGUCUCUGUUCCAGGGAAAGUUGUGCCCUACUGGGUGUGGAGGUGUGAGGUGUGGUUAAGGUUGGGCUUCCUUACCUUGUGUGUCUUGAUUGCUUUGAAACUGGGGUGCUCACUGACCCCAUCCCAUAUCCCAGCUCUCUGUGGCUUUGAGCAAACAGUGUCCUGACUGCUCCUUGGGGUGGGUAGAAGGCGUCUUGUCUUGCUGACCAGCCCAGCUCUUUGCUCCCCUUCUUUUUACUAUGGAUUUUACACCUGUUUUUCACUCUUUUGUAGAUUCAAAUCUCUUCCAAUAAAAGUAGUUCUUUCUCUG